AUGGUCACCGCGUCGCUGGCCCUGUCUACGCCCACCGCGUACGUCCCGCAAGGCCUGGACCCGUCCACUAACAAGGAACUGUCGACGAUAUGGUCCCAAGUGCAAGCUCGCGUGGUGGCACUGGCUGGCGGGGAUUCUGGACGCAUUAAACCGCUCGGGAUAGACGGCGUCCUGGCGCAGUUGGACCACGCGCAGAAAGGCGAGAAGUCCUCGCCUGCGAAGGAGACGGUGCGGAAGACGUUUGAGCGCACUUUGGCUCUGGUGCAGACGGUCGGGGGGAUUGCGGCGGGUGCGGCAUCUUCGGUAUUCGGUCCGUCCGAACUAUGUUUCAACGCGCUCAGUUUCGUCAUCGACGCCUGGCAAGGGUACCGUGGGAUUUAUGACGAGCUGGCAGGUUUGCUAGAGAAAUGUACUGAUUAUCUGAGCCGAUUGCAGUACCAUGUGCAGGCCGGCAUGGACGCGAACCUGAGCAAGGUCGCCUGCCAGCAUUUGCUUUUGUUCGUGGAGAUCUGUGAUCGCACGGUCAAGUUGCGAUCGAAGCGUAUGAAGCUGCUGGCGGUUUCAAAAAUGUUCUUUUUCAGAGAGGAUAGCGUCACCGAUCUAUUGGAUAAGAUGGCCAAUCUAGUCGAUAAGGAGGGCCGCUUGGUUGCGGCGCAGACCUUCUCGCUGGCCUCAGCGGCGGCGUCCAGUUCAAAGGCCAAUCUAGCCUUAACGCAGGGUCUAGUGGACUCAGUUGGGGAGUACCAGGCAGAGCUGAGGAAGGAGAAGAAUCAGGUCUACCGAACACAGACGAUCUUGCGGUCGCUGGCCUUUGAUGAGAGUAAGUUGACUGCCGAUCGGUCGGAGCCCGAGCCGUUCUGGCAGACCAUCUAUCGAAACUAUCUGGGCGAAAGAAUUCCGGGGACCGGGGAGUGGGUUUUCGAUCACCCCUCCUUUACUACUUGGGAGCACGGCCGGUCUGAAUCCCCUAUUCUGGCCAUCGAUGGUGGUGAGGGGUCAGGGAAGAGCUUCCUCGCGUCGACAAUCAUCAGCCAUCUUCGACAGCAGAAGGUGGAAGAAGGGACCAGCACACGCAUUGCCUCGGCGUUUUACUUCCUAGAGGGCGAGUCUCGAGAAGAGCUCAAGAGCGCGACGAACCUGGAAAAUGUGGCCAAAUCGCUUGUGUGGCAGUUCAGCCAGGCUGAGCGACAGUAUCUGAAGUCGGCGGCAUCGAUCUGCGAGACACAUGGCGAGAUAGAUCCGGCGCAUAUAUCCAGGCACUUGCUCUUUGGGAACCAAGACCUCGCCAAAAUGGAAAUCACCCUGUUCAUCGUCAUUGACGGUCUUGGUGAUACCGUUGGAGAGGGCAUGAUUCGCUUCCUGCAGCGAGCCUGCACGGCACCACCUGGUCAGGAUAUCAGAGUCCUUCUCACCGGUGAUUCUAGAUGCUUCCAACAGCUGGCCAAUGUGGACAGCAUUGCCUUCGAUACGAUCGCUAUUAGCCAGAACAAUCAAUCCGACGUGGAAAUAUACAUUGAGCGACAGAUGGAUCGAAUGCCCGCCGUGGCCGACCGAUCGCGGUUCGGUAUCCUGGAGCUGCGCGCGCGCAUCCGUAACAGGCUCUGCGAGCAAACGAAAGGCGACUUCUUCAAGAUCGACACCACGCUAGCACACAUCGGCAAACUCGAAUAUCUCACCGACAUCGAGCAAGCGCUGGACAACGCCAGCAAAGAGCGAUCCCAACAAAUUAUCGAAGAAAUCGAGUCCUUGAACGAAAUCCGGUCCGAAAAGGAGAUCGCCGAAAUCAACGAGAUUAUCCUUUGGGUUGUGUUUUGUCGAGAUCUUCUCUCGCCCAAGGAGAUGGCAGCGGCGUUAUAUCUUAAGAGCGGGGAGCGGUCUCUUCUUCCACUGGAACAGAAAUUCAAGAUGAAGUAUCCCCUGUUCGAAAUCAACAAUAACGGAAGGGUUGACUUUCGGUCUUCUGAGAUCGAGAACUUUAUUCCCGUGAGGAGUUAUUCGCACGCAGCAGAAGAGCAAUACGACGCAAAGGCUACUCACCCGGCAGAAGUGGCGAUGGUUAAACAUUUCCUCAUGACGGUCUGUCCGCCAGACGUCUACGCCAAAUUCAACUUCGACGACUAUCUCGCCCAGAAGUCCUCCCGCAAGACUAGCUCCGUCUAUAAGGAUGACCCUCAUACGGGCGAGACGAAUAUGGCUUUGGCCUGCCUGGAGAUCCUCACUCAGGAGCUCGAUAAGAAGCGCACCCGUCUGCUGCCAUAUGCUCGGAAAUACUUGCUGAAGCAUCUGGCAGCUGUCGAUCUUGCUCUUGCGGAUAUAACCUGCAAGAGUGGUGUCGGGAGUCGCCUUGUGCAUCUUUUCACUGACGACGCUUCUCUCGAUACAUUGCUCGAUGGUGAUGAGUCCACGAGCUCGCCUACCGUCCACCGUAAAGUGCGCGGGGCCUGGUUGUAUGACGGUAGCAGCGUGAGCGUCAUUGUGCGAUGGCUGAGCGAUUCGGCCGUCAUCUCUGGAGCCUCUGAGGUGCAGCGUCAAUGGGUUGAUGUUUUGCUAAAGGGUGAUAAAGAUCUCUUAGAACCGGCUGCCAAGCGCAUGGCCGUUCACUUCGUCCAGGAACCACACUUCAAACCCUUCACUAAGGAUUCGUUCCUGUUCUUGCUGGGAUAUGUCAACAAGAUCCAGUCUAAGCAAAACAGUCAACGAGGCCCUCCACAGGAGCCGGUCACUCCAACCCUCGAGCAAAUUGAGGAAGUCGAACAAUGGUGCGAGGUCGCCCUGCACGCCCAAGAGAAGAACUCCCUCUGGCAUGUGCAGAUCGGAAUCCUACUGGCUCAGUUUGGCUACACUGAGCGGGCGGAAUCACGAGCCCGACAAGCUCUUGACCUCGACCCGCGAGACUGGCGCGCCUCAAAUCUCCUCGCCGACGUGGUCUCUCCCGAGGAAGGUAUCGCCAUCCUAAAGCCCGUCGCCGAGCGCCUCCAAAAAGACAUCCACUGGCUUGAAAACCCUGCCCACAAACUGGACCUCUCAAAACUGCUCUUCAGUCUCGGCACGGCCUACUGGAGCAGCAGCCAGCACGACAUGAGCGUUUCAGUCUUCCGCAAAGCAAUGGAAAUCGACCACACCGACUACGGCCGCGUCUUCCAGGUCCUGUCCCUCUACGCCGAGCAAGACCGCUGGUCCGACAUCACGGAUUCCCUAGAAACCAUCCAGUCUUCACCCGGCUCGCUCUAUCUCUCAGAUGUCCUCAUCGGACUGGCCCCAUACACCCGCUUCCAUCAAGUCAUCCUCCAAGCGGCCCUUCACACCAACCAUUUCCCUCUUCUCGAAACAUCCUACGAACGCUCGAUCACCCUCCUCCUCGACCGCGAAAACCACCGCGCUCUCGCCUUCAUCCGCUAUCACUACGGCAACGCCAUGUACGCCCUGCGCGAUCGCGAAUCCAAGGCCCUCGCUCAAUGGGAACUAGCCCUACAGCAAAAUGUCCCGCACUGCAGUAACCCGACUGCGCCAUUAGCUCUGCUGAUCAGCAAACUCGGGCCGGUGUAUCUUCACUACGCCCGUUCCUCAGGACCAGACCUGACGGCCGCAUCCAGCUACCUAGAUAAACUCGCCUCGUUAAUCCCUGACCUCCCCACCUCCUCUGCAUCUUCCUCUGGCCAAUACGUUAUCUUCCCUCCUCAGCUCUACCUCGCCAGAUACUACCAUACCCAAGGCGACCACGCCAAAGCCCGCUCCUUCGCCAAAGACCUCGUCAAACAAGCCCUCGAUGUGCUAUCCGACGACGACGAAGAUAACGAUCUUUUCGCGUACAUCUCCCUCCUUUGCGUCUUUAUUCCGCUCGAAGACGACGCCAACGCUCUCGCUGCGCUGUCCCUGCUGGCGCGAAUUGAAGGCCCGAACGGGAAAGUCCACUGCGAUGGCGACUGCGCGGGUAGCUGGCCUUAUGAUCGCGAGAUGUUCUGGUGCAGGGACUGCAUUGCCUUGACCUUAGAGAGGGGGUGCUUUGAAAAAGUAAAGGGCGAUAAGGGGUUGUUAUUUUCGGUCUGUGAAAAGAACCAUGAGUUCUGGGUUGUUCCGGAGAGAGAAGAUCCUCUUGCGCCUGGGGAGGUUCGCGUUGGUGAGGACAGGGUGGUUUCGUUUGGGGAGUGGGUUGAGGGGAUUAGGAGUGUUUAUUUGGCUUGA
Messenger RNA from Aspergillus melleus, 4182 nucleotides. RefSeq lists its product as uncharacterized. The record is from RefSeq and is a predicted model, not a curated record. Gene Ontology annotation, molecular function: protein binding. Bases 1 to 4182 code for a protein of 1393 amino acids. The transcript is spliced from 3 exons. Lineage: Eukaryota; Fungi; Ascomycota; Eurotiomycetes; Eurotiales; Aspergillaceae.